AAUGUCUGGGACCGCUCAAGCCCAGUUGUUUGAUAAGGGGCUCCGUGGGAGCACUUCUGAGCAACUGGCAACAAUCUCGACGCUCAGCAGGCUUUUCGAAGAAAAUCCAGCGCCAACAUUUGUGAAUGCGAUGCUUCUUCGUGUAGCUGACGCUUUUAAAGAUGGAAAUCUGGACUUGCGCAUCGCCAUCGCUCGUGCUCUUGGACAAUGUGGCUCACAUCUCACACUGGCUUUUUCCUCUGCAGAAAUAUUCCGAAGAAUUCUGACAGUUAGCCACUCAAACGAUCCAAAUGCUCGAGAAAAUGUGUUGGAUGUGCUCGCUGUGUUAUCACCUUUACUCCCGGAAUCCAAUCAAUCACAUCAUUUGAUUCGAGAAUCUCUAUCCACAACUCAUGAAGGAGAAUUUCGAGCAACAUGUAAUGCUCUCAAAGCAUUCGCAUCAAUAUCCCAUUCGUUCGCCGAAUCGAUUGUUCUUCAAAUCGGAAAAAUUCUUGAAGAAGAUGAUGCUUCAGAGCCACGGAAGAUUCAACUAUGCACAGCAUUUUCUACAAUGAGUGCGACAGCUCAAGUUGUGGAGCAAGUGUUCUCUGUUGCUGACACAAUUCUUCACAGAACUAUAACAGACGAUUACUUUCACGCAUUUCUGAAGUCUACGACGAGUUUGUGCAUUGAGAUUCGAUAUGCUAUUUCGAAACAAAUCGACGUAUUGCUCAAUCUUCUCAGUCCAUCCAACACCAGGACGAGUCGUCCAUCCCGAAAUCGAAGAAUGAUUAUUGUGAGGCAGUUGAGACGGCUUGCAAAUUUUCCGAAUAUUUGGAAUGAGCAGCAAGUGCUGAUAUUCGUGGAAUCCCUCCGACCAUCAAUGAUCGAUGAAUCUCUAAUGGACUUUUUCGAUGCCACAACUUCACUUGUUAAGAACUGUCCGAAGGAAAAUCUUCUCGCAUUGAAAGGUCUCGUGAUAUCCAGCACUGGAUAUGGAUCCCUGGCGAAUCCAGAAGUCACCGUUCGAUUCGUCUAUUUCGCUUCACAAGUUGUGUGCUCACCGAGAACAUUUGAAGAUGACACUCCAGAGUUUAUCAAUUCAACGAUGACCUCGCUGACAGUUGUUGUGAUAAAUACUUGCACUUGUGGAAGAUUGAAAAAUAGACUUGCUAAUAAGCUAUUCCGUGCAAUUGGUGACAUUCUCCUAUCAUUCCCGUACACUGAUCAUUCGUUUUCUUCAAUGAUAAUCUCAGCUGUGUUCUCAGCAUUUGAGUCCAUUGUUUCAAAUGAUAAUAAUCAAAAAGAACGUCUAGAAAUGUUAUGUCGACUCGUGGACUCUGAGAAGCUCUACAUUCCAGAAAUUCAUAAAUGGGCAUGCAAAGUUAUGCAGGAACAAGUGAAACUAUUCUCCGCAUAUCCAAGUCAAUUCUCAUAUUUGUGCCUUGCUGUUGGAACGAGUCUCCCGAAUGAUUUUCCAAAAGUUUUCUACAAGGAUUGUCAGGCUUCAAUGUAUGGUACCGCGAGGAGCGCAUUCAGAAAUGGACAGUGGAAGCAUGUGGCGUCUCCAAAUUUAGCAAGCAUUGACUUGUCCAGUCUCCCAGAAUUUGAAAGAAAAUGGAUCACAGCUCUUCGAGAAAUCGCAGAUUCUCAAUUGCUCGAAAUAGAGCCUGAUCAGCUUGAAAAGCAGCAGUCCCACCUGUCAAGUGCCUUGUCUGCACUGAAAUCAGGCAAAUCAAAUACUAGAUUUGGCAAUGAUCUUCGAUUUCCAAUUGGGAUGGUCUCUGCGAUGCUCUCAAGUUCAUAUGCACAUUUCCAUCUACUCUCUGUGAUUCGUCCAUUUAUUUUCUCAUUAUCCGGUGCUCUUCAAACUAAUUCGUUUUUCAAUCCGGUCGUUGCGCAACGAUUAUUGGUGGCGCUCUCCUCAUGCGAAUUGUCUAUAAAUGAAGCUCUCAACGAAUGGUCAGCUCUGUGCCGAGCGAGUUUUUGUGCUGAUUCAACAUCUUUCGAUCUCAUAACUCUCUACUAUUUGCGGGUUUCGAUUCUUCUCGUUGCGGUUAGAGUCGUUCUUAAAAAACAAUCUUCAGAAACAAUAAUUCAAAUUCCACCAUUGACAACUGCCCGUACAUGUUCAUUGUUUCAAAGAGAGCGACUUCAGUGGAUUAUUGAGAAAAUUCGACUUUUGAAAUAUGAAAAUUCUCCCAAUAUUCAUACUAUCAAAACGCUACUAUCCAUUCUAAAUCAAUUGACCAUUCUACCAUACAUGCUUCCGAGAUUCUUCUUCCAGCAGUUUUAUCACGUCGAUUUCAAGAUUUCAACAUCACCAGAAGCUGGAAAGGACAAGACAAUAAACGUAUUCAGUGGUGAGACAAUCCCUGUCCGUGUAGAUGGAGCCAUCACAUCAACACAUCCAUCGCCAAUUCGAUCCAUCAUUGUUUUUGCGGAAAUCACACAUCUGGCAAAUCAUGCGCAAAAUCAAAUUCUGCAAGAGUUAGUUGAGCCGAGCGAGAACAACUACUUCACGGCGCAAUUCCUGCUCAAUUUUAAAACUGCAUGCGACGUCAAAUUCCGAAUCGAAUUCAUUGAUCAAACAUCACGAAAGCAGUGGAAAGCGUAUAAUGUGACGACACUUCACUUCACAGUUCGCGAGAAAUAUUCAUCGGUCGGAUUCGAGCUGAAACGAGUCGGACAUCAAUUUCCACCGGAUCCCAGGAGGCACUUUCCGAAAGGAUCGUUGUUUCAUGCUGAGGCGUGAGCAGAGAAAUAGAGCAUAUCGUGAAUAAUUUUGAAUUUGAACCAUUUUUCCUUCUUUUUUUAUUUAAAUCGACACAAAAAUAAUAUUUAUUUCGAUUUUAA
Caenorhabditis elegans is the source of this 2835-nucleotide messenger RNA. RefSeq names its product Integrator complex subunit 7 (gene ints-7). Gene Ontology annotation, biological process: snRNA processing. Lineage: Eukaryota; Metazoa; Nematoda; Chromadorea; Rhabditida; Rhabditidae. The record is from RefSeq and is marked reviewed. Gene Ontology annotation, cellular component: integrator complex.